AUGGCGGCCUCUAUCUCGCCGUCGGUCAUCAUGACCCAGAUCUCCAGCUAUCUCAAUGCCAACGAGACCUCCAACGUUCUUUUCCAGUCGCAACAGGCGGUCAAUGCCAUUGGGACCUACAAAUGGUUCAUUGGUACUGGCAUUUUCGUCCUGGUCACCACUAUCCAGAUCAUUAAAUAUAUGCUCCGGGACCGUCCUCCCCCAGGACUGAAGCUCAUUCCGGGCCCUACAAGCACAAUCCCUUAUAUCGGACGUGUCCACGAUGUCGACCCAAUGGCACCUUGGUUUGCCAUGAAGAAGUUCUGUGACGAAUAUAAUGGUAUUUUCCGCUCCACCAUCUGUGGUGAGAUGCAUAUCUGGGUCGGUGAUGCGAAGAUCGCCUACGACUUGCUCUGCAAGAAGGCCAGAAUCUACUCUUCUCGCCCCAUGGUGCCUGCUGUCCCAGGAAGUGAUUCUCAAGGACAAUACCUGCCCCUUUUGGCGCAUGACGACCACUGGCGCAACCAACGCAAGUUCGCCCACACUGUCCUGACCCAGGGCUUCAACCAGAAGUACUAUGGCUAUGUCAGCCACGAAUGCAAGCGAUUCAUGUACAAACUCCUCAUGGACCCCAAGGACCACUUCGCUUUGACCGAUCGAUUCUGCGGUCGCAUCAGUGCUCGUCUCGGUUACGGUAGCCCGGCCUCUGCCGCUGCCCACUGCAAGAACGCCGGCGAAUUCAUUCCUCAGAUUUCCCCCUCAGGUCCCAUCACCAACCUUCUGCCUUUCUUGGGCAGCCUCCCCGAAUGGCUGAACCCAUCGAUCAAGCGCGUGCGUGAGCGACGUGAAAAGGAAGAGAAGCUCUGGAAGGGUCUCAUGAAGCAGGUCCGCCUGGAAAUGGACCAAGGUAUCGCCCCCAUCAGCUACGCCCGUACCUACUUUGAGCGUAAGGAAGCCGAGGGUGGCAACCGAUCCUUCGGUUUCGACGACCACGAGGCUGCCUACGCUGUUGGUAUGUUGGUGACUGUCGCUAUCUUCACCAUUGGUGGCCCUCUGUACUGUUUCUUCCUCGCCAUGGUCCUGCACCCCGAAUGGCAAGAGAAGGUCCGCAAGGAAUACGACGAAGUCAUUGGUGACCGUGUCAUUGAGGUCUCGGAUGCCCCCAAUCUUCCCGUUCUCCGUGCUGCUAUUAAGGAGUGCGUCAGAUGGCGACCACCAGUCCCAUUGGGUGUGCCCCGUCUUCUCGAAGAGGAUGAUGAAUGGAACGGCUACUACCUUCCCAAGGGUGCCGUUAUCCACGCUGUCGAUCUCGCACUUGCCCGCAACCCUGAGCUCUACCCUGACGCCGAGGAGUUCAAGCCCGAGCGAUGGCUGGAGAAGGAAUACCCCACCUACAAGGAGCCUCUUACGGAACAUCCCAGACUCAUGGGCCACCAUGGUUUCGGAAUGGGUCGUCGCAUGUGCCCCGGUAUUGAAGUCACUGAGGCCGAGUUGCUCGUCGCUUGCGGCAGCAUUGUCGGCUGCUUCGAACUGAAGCCAUACCUCGAUGCGAAUGGUCAACCCAAGUGGCCUGAUUCGAAUGCUUUUACCCCUAAUUUGAUUGGUGGUCCCCUGCCUUUCGAGAUGGAUGUCAAGGUCCGAAGCCCCGAAAAGGCUGCUCGCAUCAAGGCUUGGUAUGAGGAGAGUGUUGCAGAUGAGGCUGCCGGAAAGAUCGCCGCUGGCUUGUGA
Messenger RNA from Fonsecaea erecta, 1707 nucleotides. RefSeq lists its product as hypothetical. The transcript is spliced from 2 exons. Lineage: Eukaryota; Fungi; Ascomycota; Eurotiomycetes; Chaetothyriales; Herpotrichiellaceae. The record is from RefSeq and is a predicted model, not a curated record. The coding region runs from base 1 to 1707 and encodes 568 amino acids. Gene Ontology annotation, molecular function: heme binding; monooxygenase activity; iron ion binding.